Messenger RNA from Phyllotreta striolata, 2028 nucleotides. The record is from the annotation of a GenBank genome assembly. NCBI's taxonomy places the organism in Eukaryota, Metazoa, Arthropoda, Insecta, Coleoptera, Chrysomelidae.
GGGUUUGUUUACCACGCCCCUGUGUUUACAUGUCAACUCUAUUUGUCAUCAAGUAACAAUUAAAUUUCUAAUAACUGGUGAACAAUCUAUUAAUUUGUGGUGUGUCGUUGAUGUAGAAGAAAUAGCGAAGAUGAAUUACGGGAAAAAAUCGCCUACGGGCACGCCAUCCGUGUACUCGCACACGACUUCCAGGAGUAACGCGAAUUUAAGGGGCUCCAGGAGUCUAAAAUCGCUGAAAACGCCCUGGUAUCAGAAGCCCCUCGUACAAAACGCCGUAUUUUUAGACGUUCAACGCGCCUCCCUUAUCACUGCUAUAUUUUCAUUGGUUUUAUCAAUAUUCACCAUCAUCACGGCUUGCUUCGAUUUGUAUUGCUACGCCAUGGCAGCGCCGGGUUCCACCCAUUUCGGAUAUUAUAUUAUAAGUUUCCAAUUCGUUUAUGUUGGUAAUAGACACGUGAGGAAUGCUCUGGUGAUGUUCGCAGCUUUCUCUAUAAUAUUAGCCCUUGCAGUAUUCGUUACGAGCAUUAUGUUGAUAAACGCAUUAAGAAAGGAAUACGAAAAGAAAAUACAACCUUGGCUGUAUACAUUCGCAGUAUUUACGGUGUUCAGAUUCUUCGCUUACCUCUUCUUUUCUAUACUUAACGAUAUGAUCUUCGGUUAUAACAUACUCAUGUGCCUUUUAUGGACCAUUUUCAUAGUAAUGAGCGUGUACGGUUGGGUAUUGGUGUACUCCCUGUACAUUGAACUCUCCGAGCUCACUCGACUGGAGGAUUUGGCCCAUUUAAGGACGUUUGAUAAGAAAGAUGGGCACCAUGCAGUCUUUAAACACGUCGACAGUCCCGUCUCUGGCGGGCUCUCGCCCAACGACCCCGCACAGUACAGUUUCGACGAUGCCUGUUUAGAAGAGAUACCUUUGGAUACGACACCGGCUUAUUGGCCCCAAAGAUCCAAGCCUCCCGUUGUCUCGACUAUAUAUUGAACUACGUCCGACUACGUACAGUACGUACUAAUUAGUUUAUUGUUUUUUUGUAGAGAAAUUCAGUUGUUAUAAAUUUGAUUGUCGGUGUGAGUAUAUGGUGGGAGCAAUGGGGUGUUUUCGGGUGUUCUUAUGUAGAUUAGGUUUUUUAUAUGAGUAUUUUAACUGAAACAGAUCUGAUUUAUACAAUUUUUGAAAGUUUUAUUCGAACAAUAGGUUGUUUUGUUGUGUUGUUUACAUUCCGUAGCUAUUAUUAUAUUUGGAACAUUCCUGAUUGUUUUGUGAAUUGUUACGUAAUUGGAACUGCCUUAAAAGUGACGCAGUGCCUGUAUUUUGAAUAUAUAUACACGAUUAAAUAAGUAUUUUUUUGUAAUAUUUUCGCAUUUUAUUGUAUAUUUUUAGGAGAUUAAUUUUAUGCAUUCACAUGCAGCUUGACCGUCCAUUUUAUUUUUUAAUAUAAUCAUUUGCUAUUAUUUUUGUUUCAUUUCUCCUACGCCUCCUCGUAUUCUAAUAUUUCGUAAUAAUCGCCUACUUUUAACGCAACACCUUUGUCCGAUUUGAUUUCUUUCGGUAAAUCGUUCGUGUCCGAUCCGAAGGAUUCCUCUCCUUUGAACACCUUUAUCCUCUCUUCUAUUUGAUAUUUAGCGUAUUCGGCCUUCUCUAAAUCCUCCUCUUUGGCUUUACAUUCGUUUUCCAACGUUUUUAUAGCUUGAUCGGUCGUUUGUAGCGUAACAAUUGGAUCCGGAUGGGCGAUUUUCUUCACGAAAACUUCCCCCGUGUGGAUUAGUCUUCCUUUAGUGUAAAUAUUUUUGGCUAACGGGAUCAGGGCUUCGUGUUCCGGAUAAACUUUCAACGAAUUCAAGUGCUCUAUCAACUUUUUCAACUCCUCUUGCUCGUCGGUUAAUGUUCGAAUGGUGCUGUCGCACUUAUUUAUGUCGGUUUGUAAAUGAUCUAGGAAUUUUUCGCGUUCUUUAUAAACAUUUUCUAAGUUUUUGUGCAUUUCGAAAAUGUACAAUUUACGUUCACUAUUUUAGGUUAUGUUAUUGUUUUGC